AUGGCUGCCCGCAGUCCUCCCAAUCAGAGCAGUAAGAGAUCUCUCGCUUUUCUCCCUUCCCUGCUUCAUUCUGGGCACCGUUAUCGGCUGCGGUCUCUUCUUUCCUCCUCUGGAAGGACUCUCCUCUCCCGGGGAACCUCCGCCACCACAGAUACCAAGCAUGUUCCCUGCAAAUUCUUCCGUCAGGGAGCUUGCCAGGCCGGUCCUGCCUGUCCAUUCUUACAUUCCACUGAUGCCGCGAUCGACUAUGCUCCCUGUAAAUACUUCACCAAGGGUAACUGCAAAUUCGGAGCCAAGUGUGCGCUGGCGCAUAUUCUCCCCGAUGGUCGACGGGUCAACCGUCCCAACGGUAUGGGCAUGGGCGGAAGUCAUCUGAAUCUGGGCGGUCGAGUCAACCCGCAGGCCUAUGUGAAUCAGGAUUCCGCCUUGACGAACUCGGUGCUGUCGCAACAGCGCUUGAACGGUCAUGAACCCCGUUACGCCCAUCCUUUACCGCCGCAGGAGGAGUUUCAGAAUCUGCAUGCGCAGCAGCAGCAGCCACCCUACGAUGCGAUCCCGACGAUCGACGCAGGUCUCGCUUCCGACGCCGGAUCGAAGUACGGAUCCCCUGUGGACGACCUGCGAUUCCCCAUGUCCCCCAAUCACCGCCAUCUGACAGCCCUGGAUGCUCCGCUCCCCGCCUCUUUUGACAGCCAGGGUAUCUCGCAUGCCGCUCGCUAUGGCCCCGUUGCCGCUUCUAUGCCCUCCAAGUUCGGCUUGGACCUAUCGUCUCCGCCCGCUCAGAGAAUCGGAGCUCCCUCCGACGCGCUUCGAAACCUUCGCGACGCCGCUUAUGGAUCAGACCUGAGAAAGCCCUCCUCGUCCUUCAUCGGAUCUUCGCCGCCGGGUAUCCCCGAGGAUGGCAUCGGCCCCCGAUUUUUACACUCCUCGCGACCUGUCAAGCCGCGCAUGCUGUCCGCUAGUGUGCCCCGCCCCACUGCCUUGGAUGAUUGGGAUGAGAGCAAUUUCCCGAUGGAGGAGGACUAUCUGCCCAUGAAUCUGCACGAUGACGUUCUAACCCCGCAGGAGCGCCUCCGUCGCCUGUCUCGCACAGAUCACGAGCUCGGUGGCCUGGGAAUGAGCAGUGCUAGCUUCUCCAAGGUCGGAUCUCCUCUGGCGUCCAGUCCAUCUCGCUUCGGCGCUCUGUUCGCCAAACAACGCCAGAAGAAGGAAGAGGAUGCCCACGGUACCUCCCUCCCGCAUGUUGGCUCACCUCUGCGUGAGUCUGCGCUGAGCCUCGGCACAAGCCCCGGUCUGGGCGCCAUUGGAAGCCGGCAGGUGGCGGAAGAUGCCUCGCCGUUCGGGUCUACUCCGUCGCGACAGUCGACAUCCACGCUCUCUGCACAGCUGAGUAGCAUGUCCCUGCACCCGGGAUCGGCUCGUCACUCAUCGUCCGUCGGCCCCAGCAGUCGUAUGGAUCGCUCGCCGGUCAGCACGAGCAAGAUUGACGAGGAGCAAAGCGACUUGGUCUUCUCCAUGGAGGAGGAAGAGAACAACAAACGAAGCAGUUCUUCAUGGGGUAAUUCAAAGACCGACUCCUCCAACGAGGAGGACUCGACUCCGACGAGGGCAGCGGGCUUCCAGUCCUGA
This is a messenger RNA of Aspergillus terreus NIH2624, 1629 nucleotides long. RefSeq names its product putative spindle poison sensitivity protein Scp3. The transcript is spliced from 3 exons. NCBI's taxonomy places the organism in Eukaryota, Fungi, Ascomycota, Eurotiomycetes, Eurotiales, Aspergillaceae. The record is from RefSeq and is a predicted model, not a curated record. Gene Ontology annotation, biological process: protein polyubiquitination. Bases 1 to 1629 code for a protein of 542 amino acids. Gene Ontology annotation, molecular function: metal ion binding; ubiquitin protein ligase activity.